This is a messenger RNA of Geodia barretti, 2093 nucleotides long. The record is from the annotation of a GenBank genome assembly. NCBI's taxonomy places the organism in Eukaryota, Metazoa, Porifera, Demospongiae, Tetractinellida, Geodiidae.
AUCAUUAUACGAGCCAUGGCCGUUAGGACGCCGUCUCCCUUCGACUCCCCGCCAGUCAGCCCGCUCUCCCCGCGCGGGCCGCCUCGCCGCGAGAUCCUUUUCGAGAGCUACAUGCAGAAAACCCCGCCGCUGGAAAAGAUUUUCGUCGUAAGUCCAGUCCGUCUCUAGUCGCACGGUUCCGUUUGUAUUACAAACACUGCAACAUUCGCUUUCUGCGAAAAUUUUGUAAGAUGCGCGGGUUUGCGAAAUCGGAGCCUUUUUCUCCGGAGCAUGGUGACCCAUUGCUAAUGAUCUGAUUGGGAAAUUUGAACUGGUUUAUCUUUGGCGGUGCUGUAUCAACCAUAGUAUCAUCAACGGGAAGUUUAUCUCUUGUGCUUUUUACCUCCUUUGUCUCAUUAGUUGCAAUCUGAAUAUAUACUUACUAGCUAUAGCUAGCUAACACACGAAUUGAUGGUGUUGUUUUGAAAAAUUGACACAAUACCUGUUCUUCAUUGUCUGUCCUACAGAGCUGGAGAAAGAGAUACUUUGUUCUUUCAAGAAGCGAUCCGCUUGACUCUUCCACGGUGGAACUAAACUACUACAUGGAUAACACGUGCAAAGAAAAGCGAGGCUCAAUCAAUCUUUCGAAAUUCGUCAGUCUGUGUCCGAAUGCAAAGGUGGGCAGCAAGGAUCACGGAUUUGCCGUCGAAACAGAAGAACGCAAGUACAUUCUGCGCGCACCGGACGCAGUAACAAAGAACAUUUGGAUAGCCAAACUCUGCCAGCUGUGUGGACAAGAGCAAGUGUAUCACGUGACGUUGCCACAGCAACUGACGGCAGCUCAGGCAGAAGCAAUAUUAAAGCUUUAUCCUCGAGAUCAGGUCGUCGUUAUCUCGCCAACGACAGGGUCACGUCUACUUGAAAUUCCUUUCAAGAGCAUUCGACGGAUGGGAAACAUGGACGCAUACAGCACAGACGUUGUCUGGUUCGAGACGUGCAAUGCCCACCACAAGGCUGACCAGUUUCACUUCUUUGUGGUCAACGCAGGACUCCAGACAACGCAUCAGAUUCUGCGCGAGCUGAAGACUGCGACCGAGUGUGCAACUGGUCAUCUCCUCAUCACGGAGGAAUCCAACGGCAUCGAGUUGUCGUUUAUUUCCCGGCAACACUACGGUUGUCCCGAUUUCCCUCCAUCGGCCCGAAACAACGUCCUGCACAGUAGUUUACGAAUCUUCUCCCAAACCAUUGGAGCCUCGUCCGUCAUGUCGGAGAGAGAAAGAAGGGUCAGCGAGCCGAUGAAACCGGUCAGAAACUGUGAGAGCACAACUUGUCUUUCGCUGGAGGAGUUCGCCUCGACAAAGCAGCGAAGAGGCACGUCUGCCACUGUCCACCCGCUCAUGAUGUCACGGAGACCGACCGCUAUCACGCUCGACCGUUUCCGUAGCAACGGGAGCUAUUCGUCCUCGUCCCACCUGUCGGGGUCGGGGUCAGGUGACCUCUCCGACUCCGGAGUUCUUAACGAUGUGUUUGAUCGGGGGUCCAUCUCUUCCUCCGUACUGUCCCACCACAGUACCCAGAGUCCGCAACACACUCCGGUCCACGCGAAAUCCAUGCCAGAAAAACAGACGUCCGCCCCCUCCUCCCCCCACGCCCCCACCGUCCCACCACGAUCACGGGUGUCUUUACAACACGAACAGGGCAGCUUCAAACCAGACAACUAACACUUUUCUCUCUCUCUCUCUCUGUGCGUGUGUGUCAGUGUGUCACCCUUUCUGUGCAGACAUCGUACUGCAACGAUGCAUUUGUCUUUGAUGUUUGUGUUUACGUUGGCCGUUUACUUUUGUGUCCAUGUGUUUCUGUACGUGGUUGCUAGAAAAACAUACUCAGUUUUUCCUGGUAUAUACAACAUGCUAGUUCUUUGAAAAGUGUGCGUCCUUUCAUUUUCUACAACCUUUCUGUCAGCCACUUGUUCUUCCAGUCAUCACAUGAUUGUCACCUGAUCAGCAUCAUUCACUGACCCAGCAUUCCCUGCAUAAUAGCUACUGGAACCUUUUUUGUGUGUAUAACCUUUCUCAAGAAUCAUCUAAAGGUGUUUGCAUACUCAGAAAAUUGAC